Messenger RNA from Odobenus rosmarus divergens (Pacific walrus), 1572 nucleotides. It is a transcript of the gene EXOSC9, whose product is annotated as exosome component 9. NCBI's taxonomy places the organism in Eukaryota, Metazoa, Chordata, Mammalia, Carnivora, Odobenidae. The coding region runs from base 95 to 1417 and encodes 440 amino acids. The record is from RefSeq and is a predicted model, not a curated record. The transcript is spliced from 12 exons. Gene Ontology annotation, cellular component: cytoplasmic exosome (RNase complex); nuclear exosome (RNase complex). Gene Ontology annotation, biological process: exonucleolytic trimming to generate mature 3'-end of 5.8S rRNA from tricistronic rRNA transcript (SSU-rRNA, 5.8S rRNA, LSU-rRNA); nuclear polyadenylation-dependent rRNA catabolic process; U4 snRNA 3'-end processing.
UCCUGCGCGUCAGAGCUAGCGGGUAACGCGUGAGGGGAUCAAGUUCACUUUUCCUAGCAGAUUCCGGUGCUAGUGUGUGCUGUGGUUUCACAGCAUGAAGGAGACACCACUUUCAAACUGCGAGCGCCGUUUCCUACUCCGCGCCAUCGAAGAGAAGAAGCGGCUGGAUGGCAGACAAACCUAUGAUUAUAGGAACAUCAAGAUCUCAUUUGGAACAGAUUAUGGGUGCUGUAUUGUGGAACUUGGGAAAACAAGAGUUCUUGGACAGGUUUCCUGUGAACUUGUUUCUCCAAAGCUCAAUAGGGCAACAGAAGGUAUUCUUUUUUUUAACCUUGAACUCUCUCAGAUGGCUGCCCCAGCUUUUGAACCUGGCAGGCAGUCAGAUCUCUUGGUGAAGUUGAAUCGACUCUUGGAAAGAUGUCUAAGAAAUUCGAAGUGUAUAGACACUGAAUCUCUCUGUGUUGUUGCUGGUGAAAAGGUUUGGCAAAUACGUGUGGACCUACAUUUAUUGAAUCAUGAUGGGAAUAUUAUUGAUGCUGCCAGUAUUGCUGCAAUUGUAGCCUUGUGUCACUUCCGAAGACCCGAUGUCUCUGUCCAAGGAGAUGAAAUAACACUGUAUACACCUGAAGAGCGAGAUCCUGUACCGUUAAGCAUCCACCACCUGCCCAUUUGUGUCAGUUUUGCUUUCUUCCAGCAAGGUACAUAUUUAUUGGUGGAUCCCAAUGAACGAGAAGAACGUGUAAUGGAUGGCCUGCUGGUGAUUGCCAUGAACAAGCAUCGAGAGAUUUGUACUAUCCAGUCCAGUGGUGGGAUAAUGCUACUGAAAGAUCAAGUUUUGAGAUGUAGUAAAAUAGCUGGUGUGAAAGUACUGGAAAUUACAGAGCUAAUACAGAAGGCUUUGGAGAAUGACCAGAAAGUAAGGAAAGAAGGUGGAAAAUUUGGCUUUGCAGAGUCUAUAGCAAGUCAAAGGAUCACAGCAUUUAAAAUGGAAAAGGCCCCUAUUGAUACCUCCGAUGUAGAAGAGAAAGCAGAAGAAAUUAUUGCUGAAGCUGAGCCUCCUUCAGAAGUUGUUUCUAAUCCUGUGCUUUGGACUCCUGGAACUGCCCAAAUUGGAGAGGGACUAGAAAACUCCUGGGGUGAUCUUGAAGACUCUGCGAAGGAAGAGGAGGAUGAGGAUGGCACCGAUGGAGCAGUCAUUCUUGGUAGUACAAAAAUGGACGCUGGAGUAGAAGUCUCCAAUAUUGGAAGCCAAGAUGCCCCUAUAGUACUCUCAGACAGUGAAGAAGAAGAAAUGAUCAUUUUAGAACCAGACAAGAACCCAAAGAAAAUAAGAACACAAACCAUCAGUGCAAAACAAGAAAAAGCACCAAGUAAAAAGCCAGUGAAAAAGAGAAAAAAGAAGAAAGCUGCUAAUUGAAGUUCACAUAGUUGUAUAUUUGUGUAUAUAACUAUUAAAAGGAUAUUUAUUCAGUGCUAAUAACUUGAGUAUUUUUCUAUUCACAAAUCCAUUAUAAAAUCUAGUCGAUUCUUUAUAUAAUUUUUUACAUUAUGCUUUAAAAUAAACCUUCUGGA